Messenger RNA from Phacochoerus africanus (Common warthog), 1782 nucleotides. RefSeq names its product RAB19, member RAS oncogene family (gene RAB19). Lineage: Eukaryota; Metazoa; Chordata; Mammalia; Artiodactyla; Suidae. Gene Ontology annotation, cellular component: trans-Golgi network. The transcript has 4 exons. The coding region runs from base 148 to 798 and encodes 216 amino acids. Gene Ontology annotation, molecular function: GTPase activity; GTP binding. The record is from RefSeq and is a predicted model, not a curated record.
CCAAACCUGACACCUGGGGACAGAACUACAGUUCCCACCGAGCCUCGAGGCAGGAGGAAGAAGGGGCACGGAGGGCCAAAGGGAAAACCAGGAGAAAGCUGGCAGAGGUGAGAGAGGCAGACAGGUACGCAACAGGCAGCCAGAGUCAUGCAAUUCUCCAGCUCAGCCAGGGCAGCAGAUGACAACUUUGACUACUUGUUCAAGGUCAUCCUCGUCGGGGAUUCCAACGUGGGCAAGACGUGCGUGGUGCAGCAUUUCAAGUCUGGGGUCUACACAGAGGCACAGCAGAAUACGAUUGGGGUGGACUUCACGGUGCGUGCCCUGGAGAUCGACGGCAAGAAAGUGAAGAUGCAGGUGUGGGACACCGCAGGCCAGGAGCGCUUCCGGACCAUCACCCAAAGCUACUACCGCAGUGCCCACGCGGCCAUCAUUGCCUACGACCUCACCCGGCGGUCCACGUUCGAGUCUGUUCCGCAUUGGAUUCACGAGAUAGAGAAAUACGGAGCGGCCAACUUGGUCAUUAUGCUGAUCGGGAACAAAUGCGACCUGUGGGAAAAACGGCACGUUCUGUUUGAGGAUGCCUGCACACUGGCUGAGAAAUACGGCCUCCUGGCUGUUUUGGAGACGUCCGCCAAGGAGUCUAAAAACAUCGACGAGGUCUUCGUGCUGAUGGCCAGGGAGCUGAUUGCCCGCAACAGCCUGCCCUUGUACUCGGAGGGCGCCCUGAGCAGCCUGCCCCUGGAUUCCAGUCCCGUUCUCACGGUCGGUCCGAGGGAGAAGACCCAGUGCACCUGCUGAGAAUGGUCCCCAGGCUGCUUGCGACCAUCAGGAGCCACCUGAAACCAAGGAUGCGGGAUGAGUAGACCUUGGUCUGCUGAGUAGACUUUGGACCCCAGCAGUGGACUCGCCGCAUGUCCCUACUCCUUCUCGCCUUCGGGGGGCGCACCUUGGCCUCGACUCACACCAAAGGCCAGAGCGCUGACACACAACAGGGGCCCCACUGUUUUUCCGACUUUUCAUAAGACUCCAUCCCCCCCUCUCUCUCCCCAGCCCUUCAGCUGUUUUCUUCUGAACUUUGCUUUUCACUUGAAGAAGAGGGUAGUGGGAGUUCCCAUUGUGGCACAGCAGUUUAAGAACCCAACUAGUGAGUUCCCGUUUCGGCUCAGAAGGUAACAAACCCGACUAAUAUGCAUGAGGAGCCAGGUUCUAUCCCUGGCCUCGCUCAGUGGGUUAAGGAUCCAGCGUUGCCGUGAACUGUGGUGUAGGUCACAGACAUGGCUUGGAUCUGGCGAGGCUGUGACUAUGGUAUGGUCCAAAAAAAAAAAAAGGUGGGUGAAGGAAGAAAAGAGGACUGAGGGGAGGGAAUGUUUGAAACAUUCGGAGGGGUUUAAAGCAGCAGGGGCGUGGGAGGAUGGGGGGAAAGCCUGCAGUGAGAAGUCAGAGGCUGUUAACUUGCUUCCCGAUGUUCCCACUGUGGGCUUUAGUUUGGGAGCAAAGCCUUUGAUCUAAAUACUGUCUUGCCAAGUUGUCAGGAGCCAUGUGAUGGCAAGAGACUCGGAUACACUUUAUCCUAGUUGGGCUGAUUUGACCACCCUCCCGGGAUCUCCCCUCGGAGAUGCCUACGCUUUCUUUCUAAGACACCCGGUUAUCCACUGGAUCAAGUCUUUUCUAAAUUGAAACUAAGGUGGCUCAGAGAUAAACCAAUAGCGACCUGGCUGUGCGGCCACCACGUUCCGUGUUCCCUCUGGAACCUAUGAGUAAUAAACUUUGUUUUUUCAAAGA